Messenger RNA from Balaenoptera acutorostrata (minke whale), 2869 nucleotides. It is a transcript of the gene B4GALT6, whose product is annotated as beta-1,4-galactosyltransferase 6. The record is from RefSeq and is a predicted model, not a curated record. Bases 1070 to 2221 code for a protein of 383 amino acids. NCBI's taxonomy places the organism in Eukaryota, Metazoa, Chordata, Mammalia, Artiodactyla, Balaenopteridae. Gene Ontology annotation, biological process: carbohydrate metabolic process; glycosphingolipid biosynthetic process. The transcript is spliced from 9 exons. Gene Ontology annotation, molecular function: UDP-galactose:glucosylceramide beta-1,4-galactosyltransferase activity.
UCCGAGCUAGCGCGUGGGGCCGCCGGGGGUCUCCGGUCCCGCCCGCGUGCCCGGUGUUUCUCCGCGGCUCCCCCGCCCUCGCAGGUCCGCCUCUUCUGCGACUCAGACGCGGCUCCGACGGCGUGUGGCCUCCCCGUCUUCGGACUCCUCGGCUCUGCCCGCCGCGCGAGUCGCCCCGCGGCUCUUCGCCUGGUGUCCGCGGGCCGUGCGGGGGCGGCGCCGGCGGGGGCGCCUCACCCCGGGCCGGCGGCGGUAAUGCUGCUGCGGUUGCCGCCCUUGCGGCCGGGCGGACAGCUGGCGGAGGCAGGAGCCGGAACCGGAGCGCCCUCGCCGCUGGCCGGGACACCGCCCUCGCCUGCGCUCGGCUCCCGCGGCCGCCGCGGGACGCCGGGGCCCGGCGCGGCAUGAGGAGGAGGCUGCGCGCUGGCGAGCGCCCAGCUCCUCUGCCCCUAGGGCCCCCGCGGGCCCCGGCGCGUUGCGCGCGCCGGUGGCGGCCCCGGCGCCCACGCUAGCCCCGCGCAGGCACGAGACGCCGCGACCCCGAGGAGGAGGCGGCGCAGGCCUGCCAAGCGCGGGCUGCCCGGACCCUGAGCGCAGGGGCGUCGCGACCUGGACCCCGGCGGGCGCGGGCAGCCGGAGCCGCGGGGGAGCCCGGCGUGCUGCAGUCGGCCGGCCCUCUCCGCAGGGGGGCCGCGGCGCGCAGCCCGCACCUCUCCCCACUUAAAGCCCCUCCUCCCGCCGCUACCUGGCGUAUCGAACGCGGGUCCUCGCCCUUUCACGGCCUCCUCGGGUCAUUUGGUCCCCGGGGCCCCCCCGCUCUGCGUCCCCUCCCCCUUUCCCGCGCGUCCUCCCACUCUUCCCCUCCCCCGGCUCCCCCGCCUCUCAUUCAUUCCGUCUGCUCCCUCCUCUCUCUUCCUUCCCGCUCUGGCCCCUCUAUCCCUGAUCCUCCCCGCGCGGACCCCGCUGCAGUCUCGGGGUUUUUAGCACAUUCAUGGAAGUUUAGGGCCUGGACGGUGCCCCCAAGUCCGCCUUGAGAGCGCAGCCCGAGCUGCCGGCCGGGAAGAGGAAGAUGUCUGUGCUCAGGCGGAUGAUGCGGGUCUCCAAUCGCUCCCUCCUCGCCUUCAUCUUCUUCUUCUCCCUCUCCUCGUCUUGCCUCUACUUCAUCUAUGUGGCUCCGGGCAUCGCCAACACAUAUCUCUUUAUGGUACAAGCUCGAGGAAUAAUGUUGAGAGAGAAUGUAAAAACAAUAGGACAUAUGAUCAGGCUGUACACAAAUAAAAACACUACACUCAAUGGUACAGAUUAUCCUGAAGGCAAUAAUUCAAGUGAUUAUCUUGUUCAAGCAACAACGUAUCUUCCGGGAAACUUCACAUAUUCGCCAUACCUCCCCUGCCCAGAAAAGCUGCCUUACAUGCGGGGAUUCCUCAAUGUCAAUGUAAGUGAAGUCAGUUUUGAUGAAAUUCAUCACCUCUUCUCCAAGGAUUUAGAUAUUGAGCCAGGAGGUCACUGGAGGCCUAAAGACUGUAAACCCAGGUGGAAGGUGGCAGUUCUCAUUCCUUUCCGUAAUCGCCAUGAACAUCUUCCAAUUUUUUUCUUGCAUCUGAUUCCAAUGCUCCAAAAACAGCGGCUGGAAUUUGCCUUUUAUGUCAUUGAACAGAAGACUGGCACACAGCCUUUUAACCGUGCAAUGCUCUUCAAUGUGGGCUUCAAAGAGGCCAUGAAAGACAGUGUCUGGGACUGUGUAAUCUUCCACGAUGUGGAUCAUCUACCUGAAAAUGACCGAAACUAUUACGGAUGUGGAGAAAUGCCACGUCACUUUGCAGCCAAGCUGGAUAAAUACAUGUAUAUUCUUCCUUAUAAAGAGUUUUUUGGCGGUGUAAGUGGACUGACAGUGGAACAGUUUAGAAAGAUCAAUGGUUUUCCUAAUGCCUUCUGGGGAUGGGGAGGAGAAGACGAUGACCUUUGGAAUAGGGUUCACUAUGCUGGAUAUAAUGUAACAAGACCAGAGGGGGACCUGGGAAAAUACAAGUCUAUUCCUCAUCACCAUCGAGGUGAAGUCCAGUUCUUAGGACGGUAUAAAUUACUAAGAUACUCAAAAGAGCGCCAGUACAUCGAUGGGUUGAACAAUUUAGUAUAUACGCCAAAAAUACUGGUUGAUAGGUUGUAUACAAAUAUAUCUGUAAACCUCAUGCCAGAGUUAGCUCCAAUUGAAGACUAUUAAAAGAAGUAGCUCUCAUGGCAAGAUAGACCACAAUGCUGGAUCGGGAACCUGGAGUACACUCUUAAUGGAGGUCAGUGAAUGGAUGUGUCACAGUGCCCUGGGUGGUGAGAAGAAGAGCCUGUGUUCUCAGUGUUUACUUGUGGGAUUGUAUACAGUCAGCCUUCUUCCACCCACCCAUCCUCUAUCCUGAGACACACCCCAUGGCGAGCACUGCAGAGACCAGAUGCUGUCGCUUAAGUCUGGCAGUCAAGAGAGCUCCCUACAAAGAGAAAAUUUUUAUACUAAAAUCUAUCAUUUAAUUCAAGAGAAUGCUUUAUUUCCAUUUAAACAUAUUUUGUACAUAUGUGAUAUAAAUUAAUGUGUUCAAAUUGUUGAAAAACAAGAUGUGUUGCAGUUUUGCAUGUAAUGGGUUAUGUAUGCCUUUAUGGGACUUUUAUAAACAUUUUUUUAUUUGCAUGGAAUAAAACAAUGUAAAUCUAUGUCACUAAACAAAGGUUAACCUUGUGUGAAAUGAAGGAACUGUCAAUUGACAGCCAACUAAUACAGUACACUGUUAUACUAGUUUUGAGCUUUAUACCUUCAGCUUUUUGUGUGGAAGAAGUCACAGCUUCCUUAGGGUUUUAAAGGGUAAGAAGAAAGGACUUAGCU